AUGAAUUCGUCUACCCUGCCAUCCCCACCGACCAAGGUCUUAAUGCUCCAUGGCCACGGACAAUCAGGACAAUUCUUCGAAAGCAAAACACGCUUCUUGCAACCGUAUUUGAAAGACGCAAUUCUAAAAGCCUCACAAUCUGACAAUACGUGUACCUCGGACUCGGUUGAGCUAUACUAUGCCUCAGGAGUCCUACCCGGAAACCCGGAUCAAUGGGAAAGCGAUGAUACACGAGUCUGGGGAUAUGGAGAUCCCAAGAAAGGUCGUAUCCAAUGUUUGGAACAGUCUAUAAGCUACUUGUUGGACAUUCUCGAGAAGCACGGGCCGUUUAUGGGGGUGGUUGGAUUUUCAUCUGGGGCGUCUUUGGCAGCGGUCGUCACGUCUAUUCUUGAAAAGCGGAAGUCGGUUGGUGGGUUCAAUUUUGAUAUUACACAUCCGCCGUUCAAGUUUGCUGUAUGUUGCAGCGGAUUCAAACUCGGCGAUUCUUCGUAUAAGGACUUAUAUAGUCCUAGGAUUGAAACCCCAAUCCUUCAUGUCAUUGCGCUUAUGGAUAAUGUUGUAGAACCCAAGGAGUCUAGGCAAUUGGCGAGGUUCUGCAGUAAUGCUACAUUAUAUUCAUUUUUUGGAACGCAUUAUGUUCCGCGGUCACCUCAGUUUGUCGGCAGAUUAGCGGAUUUUAUCAGAGGUGCCUUGGUUCUGAGAGAUAGCGAUGGAGAAUGGGAGGACUGUUAA
Molecule: messenger RNA, 732 nt
Organism: Penicillium longicatenatum
Lineage: Eukaryota; Fungi; Ascomycota; Eurotiomycetes; Eurotiales; Aspergillaceae
Product: alpha/beta hydrolase
Exons: 3
Coding region: 1-732 (243 amino acids)
Cellular component (GO): cytoplasm; nucleus
Source: RefSeq, a predicted model, not a curated record